AUGAUGAUCAUCCGAGCUCUUGAGAAGAAUGGUAUUAUGGAUGCUGUGGUGCAUGCUCUCUCGGAUAUUGUGGCAAGUGACGACCUUUAUGUUGUUGUGAAAAAGCUGCUGGGAUCCGCAACUAAAGCUUUGAGGCUGCGUGUUGAAGCCGAACUACCAGCUUUCGUCGACACCCUGCGCGCAAUUUUUAUUGAGGUCGAUGGCAUUGCUGAAAAAGUAGAGGUGGAAGAGGAAGCAAAGGAGAUGGAGGUAACGAUGGAAGGAAAACCUGCACUUGGUUUUGGUGACAGCACAUUCGUUCGUUGCUCUGGAUGA
This is a messenger RNA of Peronospora matthiolae, 315 nucleotides long. The record is from the annotation of a GenBank genome assembly. NCBI's taxonomy places the organism in Eukaryota, Oomycota, Peronosporomycetes, Peronosporales, Peronosporaceae.